AUGUGCGGCGGCGCGAUCCUCGCCGAGCUCAUACCCAGCACACCGGCGCGGCGCGGCGCCACGCCGGGCCACGACAGCGGCAAUGGUCGGACCGCGGCCGACGAUGACUUCGAGGCCGCGUUCCGGGACUUCGACGAGGACUCCGAGGAAGACGCGGUUACGAAGGAGCGGCAAAAGCGCAAGGCGUUCGGGUUCGCCGCCCCCGCGACCGCGACCGCGACCCUGCGCAGGAGGCGGCCCAGCAGCCAGUACCACGGCGUCCGGCGCCGGCCGUGCGGCAAGUGGGCGGCCGAGGUGCGCGACCCCGUCAGGGGCGUCCGCGUCUGGCUCGGCACCUUCGCCACCGCCGAGGCCGCGGCGCGCGCCUACGACCACGCCGCGCGCGACCUCCGCGGCGCCACCGCCAAGCUCAACUUCCCGUCAUCCGCUGCCUCGCCGCGCACCGGCAAGCGCCGCUCCGCCGCCGCUGCCGAUGCCAGGGCGGCGCCGUCCGUCAUGAACGAGACCGAAGGCAGCAGCAGCUGCGGCGCCGUGCCGGACUUCUCGUGGCAGGGCAUGUCCGCGACCGACGACGGCGCGGCGGUCGACUUCCAAGUCGAGCUCGCCGGCGCCAAGAAGCGCGCCCGGACAGAGCAACGGGAAGAAGAAGCCGACAUGCUGUUCGACGCUUUCAUGUUCGGCGACCAGUUCAGCUUCUUCAACGGCGUCGGCGUGUACGAGCCUGCCGCGAUGGACGGCCUGUUGGGCCGCGACGCCGUGCUGUGCAACGACAGCGCGGGGCUCUGGAGCUUCGACGACAGCGUGUGCUAUUACUAG
This is a messenger RNA of Miscanthus lutarioriparius, 816 nucleotides long. The record is from the annotation of a GenBank genome assembly. NCBI's taxonomy places the organism in Eukaryota, Viridiplantae, Streptophyta, Magnoliopsida, Poales, Poaceae.